This is a messenger RNA of Candoia aspera, 814 nucleotides long. It is a transcript of the gene IQCK, whose product is annotated as IQ motif containing K. The transcript has 9 exons. The coding region runs from base 1 to 798 and encodes 265 amino acids. Lineage: Eukaryota; Metazoa; Chordata; Lepidosauria; Squamata; Candoiidae. The record is from RefSeq and is a predicted model, not a curated record.
AUGGCGGCCGGCGCGGAGGAGCCCCCGUCGCGGAGCCUCUGGGAGGAGAUCUGCGCAGAAUUUGAAGCCAAACAGCCUGUUCAUCCGGAUCAUUUGGAGAAGAAAGAAGAACCUGGGCUUGCCUUAAAGGAAAAAACAGCAACAAUCCAGCAGGUCCCUGCAGAUGCUGGUGCACUGCCAGAUUUGAGAGGGGACGAGAGCAGAUCUGUGAUUACUGAUGAAGAGGUCUUUCAGAAGACUCCGUCUCUUCUUUCUGAACCAGUAGCUCCUGAGUUGCCUGAUCUAAAAACAUGUACUCCAAGACAAUUCUUGGAAUGCUACAUUUUUCCAGUGCUUCUUCCUGGGAUGGUAGAGCUGUUACACCAAGCUAAGAAGGAGAGAUGUUUCAAGAGGAAACAGACAAGAUUUAUUGCCCUUGAUUUCCUCACUGAAUGGUUAUACAACCACAAUGCAAAGAGAAAGGACGAGCCGUUUGUAGAAUUUUUCGAGAUCCCUUUCGUGAAGGAUUGGCUAAAGGAUCAUCCUAGGCCUCCCAUUCCUCUGUCUCUGCUGCUCACGGAAGAAGAAGCCAGCAACAUCAUCCAGUCCUUCUGGAGAGGUUAUCGGAUCCGAUGUGAUCCUGAAGUCCAGGAAUUACGCCAGUGGCAAAAACAUUUGAGGGAGACAAAGAACAUUAACAAACGGGUACGAGAGUUCUGGGCCAAUCAAGAAAAGAAAGUGGGAACCAAGCUGGAAGACUCUGUGCAGCCCAGCCCAAAUCUCUUGAAAACUAUCUGUGGAAAUCUCACAGAAGCCUGAGGCCAUGGCUAAGAUU